Molecule: messenger RNA, 1672 nt
Organism: Eupeodes corollae
Lineage: Eukaryota; Metazoa; Arthropoda; Insecta; Diptera; Syrphidae
Exons: 7
Coding region: 1-1347 (448 amino acids)
Biological process (GO): synapse organization
Cellular component (GO): neuron projection membrane
Source: RefSeq, a predicted model, not a curated record
AUGGCUGCUGUUUGGGAUGGAGUGAGCUUUUCAGAAUGGUUUAGCACCAGCACAGGAGUCAAACAAGGAUGCCCACUUAGCGCUCUUUUGUUUUCGUUAUUUAUAGAUGUUGUUGCCCCUGAACUUCCUGGGGGAUUAAGAAUAGCUAGUUGCACCGUGAGGUUGUUACUAUACGAGGCUGACCUCGUUAUACUUUCAGAAUCACCCGAAGGUUUACAAUUGAUGAUCAAUCGGUUAUCUGCAUAUUGUAUGACCAUGUGUUACCAAAGACCAUCGGUGAAUCACAAUAAUUUGGAUCAAAAACCUACACAUUCCCCACCGUUGCAUUCACCCCAUGGCCAUAGAUGGAAUGAGCCAUACUUUGAUGUAACCAUGCCAAGGAAUAUUACGUCACUUGUGGGAAAGUCUGCAUAUUUGGGAUGUCGUGUGAAACAUUUAGGAAAUAAAACGGUUGCAUGGAUACGUCACAGAGACCUGCACAUACUCACCGUUGGAACAUACACUUACACUACGGAUCAAAGGUUCCAAACAUCCUACCACCGAGAUAUAGACGAAUGGACGCUGCAAAUAAAAUGGGCACAGAAACGUGACGCCGGGGUGUACGAGUGCCAACUAUCUACCCAACCAGUUAGAAGUUUUUCGGUAAACUUAAAUAUUGUUGACUCUAUUGACAGUGAAAAAAAUAGUAUUCUACAACAAUACUACAACGAUGACACAUUCUAUAUAAGCUCGGAUCGUGUCUAUCAAGGAAGUGAUGAUGAAUUUGCAGGACUUUAUGGACCAAUUCAAACCAUAGCCGUGCCAACAGCAACAAUACUUGGUGGACCAGACUUGUACGUGGAUAAAGGAAGCACCAUUAAUCUGACAUGUGCAAUAAAGUUUAGUCCAGAGCCACCGACACAUAUAUUUUGGUAUCAUCAAGAUAAGGUCAUCAGCGAAGACUCCGAACGUGGGGGUAUCACAUUUAUCACAAGUAAAUCCGAUGAUCCUAAAUCGAUUUUACUCAUAGACGAUGCUGAUUUACCAGAUUCUGGAAAAUAUUCCUGCUAUCCAUCGAAUACUGAAAUAGCCAGCAUACGCGUUCAUGUGCUUCAAGGUGAGCGACCAGAAGCAAUGCAAACUAAUGCUGCCACGCCAACAAUGCAAACAUCUAAGGUUACAUCUGGCGUUACCCAUAUAACGUUGUUCCUGCACUUGAUAUUAUUUCUAUGUGAGCUGGUACGGAAAAAUACCAUAUUCCAGUGUGUUCCCAACCGGCAGAAAGAACAACAACAACAACAAAAACACCGAAGUCCUUUGAAGUCAACUAGGCGCUGUUACAAACAGCUAUUGCCACAUGGACGGUGAUAAUUUGAUUUUAUUUUUUUAUUCAAGCGCCGCCGCAGCUAAAUGUUAUACUUUAAAAAUUUUAUACUAAUUCAAUUGAAAUUUUUAUAUACACGCGCAUUAAUUUUCCUAAAUAAAUCGUUUUAAUAUUAUUUUAAGUUCGAAAUUGAUACCAAAGAAAUUUGUACUAAAUUUAAAACUUUCUAUAGAAAAAUAAAAUAUAAACAUUUUGUUUGUAAGAUAUAAUUUAGAUAUAAAACAAAAUUAAAAUAAAAACUUUGUAUAUAAAUAAAAUUAUGAUUAAGCUUAGAUAUAAAAAAUAUGAUUAAAAUUAUUCGAAUGUACU